AUUGUUACUGGGCGCAAAUGAAAUCGGAAUGUUAGAGACUCUCUUGGUUCCGCGAAGUUACUUACACGAGUUCAAGUGGUGCCGGAAGCGCCGAACUGUCUAUUUACAACUUUCUUUUAUCAUAAGCUUCGUGUUUGUCUCAAGGCCAGACGUGCCAGAAGCAGAGAUAAGGCUGGAAAUGCAGCUGCAGAACGUGGAGGAUGUGUCCAGGCUUAACUUGUGGUGUAAUGGCGAACCGCAGCACACAGAUCAGACGGUGUUAAAGACGUGUGCAGUGAAACUGGUGGAUAUCAGAAAAACACAGGGUCUGAAUUCAAACAUAACAUCAGAAGAAAAUCUUCCUACGGGAGUUCCAGGUGAAUGCAGCAUGUUUGAUGGAGACCAGGAGACACUGCAGGCUCAAUUAAAGACGAGUUCGGUGAGACUGGUGGAUUACAGAAAAGCAAAAGCUGAGGAUAAAUCCAGCAGGUUUGAUGGAGACCAGAAAACACUGCACACUCAAUUGAAGAUAGGUUUGGUGAGACUGGUGGAUUGUGGAAAAUUUCAAAGCAGAAAAGCAACAGCUGAGGACAAACUAGACGACAAGGCUUAUCAUCAUGACUACAACAUUCCAGAUAAAUCCAACAGGUUUCAUGGAGACCAGCAAACACUGCACACUCAGUUAAAGAUGAGUUUGGUGAGACUGGUGGAUUGUGGAAAAAUACUAAGCAGAAAAGCAACAGCUGAGGGCAAACCAGAGGGCGGAGCUUAUGAACAUGAAAACAAAAACAGCGAUUUUAUUUCGUCCAGUAAAUCCAGCAGGUUUGAUGGAGACCAGCAAACAUUACAGGCUCAAUUAAAGAUGAGUUCAGUCAGGCUGGAGGAUUGCAGCAAAUUACAAAACAGAAAAGCAACAGCUGAGGGUAAGCCAGAAGAUGAGGCUUAUGAUCGUGAAUUCAAGAACAAUGAUUUUACUCAUUCCAGCAAGUCCAGACAGUCAUCUUCUGAGGAUGAAGAGGAUAAAAGUACCUCACAAGAACAAACGAUCAAAAGAAAGACCCCCAGAAAAGUUACGUUUGGGAAGAGCGUCGAUGCAUUACGUCUUUCAGGCAACCGUAAUGCACUUUGUAAGGGACGAAGGGUGUAUCAGUGCAGCCGGUGCAGUAGGAGUUUCAGAAGUUCAUUUGCUUUUGGGAGACAUCAAAAAGUGCAUACAGAAGAGAAGCAUUACUAUUAGACACGGUUUGGAAAAGAGUUUUCACAACAAUAAAAACUGUGUAGACAACAGAGAGUGCACGCUGCAGAGAAGCCUUACCAGUGCACAUAGUCAGGAAAACCGUUUCACAAGGAUCACAACUGCGGAGGCACCAAAGGGUGCACACCCGAGUAGAGCCUUACCAGUGCUCUCGAUGUGUGAAGACAUUUCUUCACUGUUCAUGUCUUAUAUUCCACCACAGAACACACAGAGGAGAGAAGCCUUUCCACUGUGAUCUCUGUGGAAAACGGUACGACACAUCUACCCUCGGUGCAGCUCUGAAUCAGUCAUAGCAUCUUACAGUGUACAAACUAAUGCACACUGGACAGAAGCCUUACAGCCACCCCGCCUGCCAGCAAAGGAUUCACAACAACAAGCCACCUUAAGCUGUACCAGGGGAUACACACUGGGGAAAAGCCGUACUGCUGCUCUGUGUGUUAAAGUGCGUCUGAGAUGCACACCAGAAAGAAGCCUAUUAGUGAUGUCUAAAUGUGACCGAGCAUUUAGUGUGGCAGAAGUGCACCCUCGAGUCGAGCAUUUUCUUUGCUCUUGCAGAAUUUUCUCAUGAAGGUCUCAUCAAUAGAAUGGGCAAAAUGAUUGCGGUUAAUGAUUUAGUGCAACAAAAAUAAUUAUAAUUUAAACUUUUUUCUAUAAUACUAUUUCUGAAAUAUAUGCAAAUUGUCAUUAAGCACAAUCAGUGCCUCCAAAUGUUUAAGCUGAAAGCACCACUCAUAGAUGCUAUUCAUUUUAUUUAUACAUUUUUCCUUUUUUAAAUGAAUGGGAAUUGCUUCUCGGGAUUAUGGAUUAAAUGAAUUAAAUGUCUUGUAUGGUAUUGUAUUAAGCAAGGUUUAAAUAAAACAAAAAACAUUUUUUAGAAAGGCUUAUUUGAACUAGCCCCACUUAAACUAGCCAGACAGGUGACUUCCAUUUCAGUGCAUUCCUCUAACAAACCAGAUCUGUCCUUAACCAUUCAGGUCCAGUAUAAAAUUCAGUAUCAAAAAUCCACAUUUUUUUUAGGGACUGCACACUGGAAAGCAACAGAAAUGCUAGAAGAGUUUAACCUGUGUGGUUCUUCGCUCCUGCUCAUUGUCAGGUAGUAUCUAGCUCUGACUGCCACUUCACUGUCAACUACAUUUGACACUGAACAAGCAAAAACUCAUUAUUCUCACGAACUCAGCUCUCAUUUAACCAGAAAUACAGCUUGCUAACGUUAGCAAAAGGAUGCUAUCAGUGCUAAAGGUUUUCCGAACAUUUUCACCAAUCAACUCUCAGUUUUGUAAAGUGAUUAACAGAAGCUGAUUGUUAUAAAGCAGUUCUAAAUCAGCUUACUUGGGAUUCUGUUCUUGUUUUAGAGAAAGCUAAAGUGAAGGGUUAUUAAUACUUGGCAUAUUUUAUGUAUUUAGAAAUGUACUUUGAUUUUAUACAUUUGAUCGCAUAUAUGUUAGUAUUUGGAUCUGUAUAUUAGUGUACAUUAUUAGGUUUAUAAUGCGUCGUUCUUUGCCUUCUUUGUGUGUGCCUAUUUACAGCACCUCACCUUAUUAAACUAGUUUUAUUUUUAA
This is a messenger RNA of Ictalurus punctatus (channel catfish), 2793 nucleotides long. RefSeq names its product zinc finger protein interacting with ribonucleoprotein K. The coding region runs from base 29 to 1216 and encodes 395 amino acids. The record is from RefSeq and is a predicted model, not a curated record. Lineage: Eukaryota; Metazoa; Chordata; Actinopteri; Siluriformes; Ictaluridae. The transcript is spliced from 7 exons.